AACAUAUAAACAACUAAUUACAUAAAAUACAAAUCAUGCGAUUUGGGCUUAUACUAAUCUUUUUGACCAUUGGACUUUUCAUUGAGAAUGUCUGUGGUCAAACUGAAAGAUCACAGAAAUCGGAUUAUUUUAAGACCUCUGAGGGAGAACAUAAACAAAAGAGGGAUACGGAAUUAAUACCAGAGCAAGAUGAUCCUCUCUUAAUAUUUUCUACAUUAGAUGGUUCCUUGGUUGGUAUAAAACAACGCUCUGGGAAUGUGCUCUGGCGACAAAGCGAUGGUAUUGUUAAUAGAACCAAUUGUCAAGGUACCAGUUGAUCUUGGCAGGACUUCCAUGCCUAUGUUUUUACCAGAUCCAAAGGAUGGUUCUUUGUAUAUAUUUGGGGCAGAAACUGAAGCUCUAAAAAAGCUGCCAUUCACCAUUCCACAACUUGUGACUAAUAGUCCUUGUCGUAGCAGCGAUGGAAUAUUAUAUACUGGUAGAAAGAUUGAUACUUGGUUUGGUAUUGAUCCUAGAACUGGUGAAAGGAAGCAACUACUAGGAUUUGAUGAAGUUAAAAAUACUUGUCCUCUAGAAAUGCAGAAUGUUGUAUUUAUGGGACGUACAGAAUAUAAUAUCAUGAUGGUGGAUAGCAAGCAAAAGAAUCGAAAGUGGAAUGUUACGUUUUAUGAUUACACCGCUACAAAAAUGGAACCUGAAGGAAUAGAAAAUUAUGAUCUGGUUCAUUUUGCGACAAGUUCGACUGGACGGAUUGUUACUGUAGAUAGAAGAUUAGGAAUAAUUUUGUGGGAGCUGGAUGUACAGAGUCCAGUGAUAGCAGUGUACAUCGUAAGGGAAGAUGGCUUGUUAACAGUUCCUUUUACUAGUGUUGCAGAUCAAACUUUGAAUCUUCUUCUAAAACGUUUUGCAAACAAACCGAGCGACAUUCAAUUAUUUCCAACAUUAUAUAUUGGCCAACAUAGACACGGACUGUAUGCCUUACCAUCUCUUGUAGAUUCAACAACAGCCACAAUAUCGAGUAAUAUUGGUCAGUUGCUACUUGAAGGUCCAUUAUCAGUUCCACAAUUAGCAAAAAACGACAAUGGAAAUGUUUCUCUGUCUAAUUCAUAUUUUGACAAUACUGACUUUAUUGCUCAGACUGGAUAUCAGGCAGUCAUAACACUAGGUCACUACGAAAUACCAGCUGAAUAUAAAUUGCAGGAUCAACAACCACUUCAAAUUACUGGUCGGUCCGAUCCUGUCAUCGAAACAUUACCUUUGCAAUAUUUCAAUUCCACAAAACAAUCAUUAUUCAGCUUACAAAAUGAUGAUAAAUUUAACAACAAUGGAAAUAAUGGAUCGUGGCGUGAGUUGAUGCAGAAUACUUAUAUAAUGGGCAAGAAUUGGCUCAGUCAGCAAGAAAAUAAAGGAUUAAAAUUAACGUUAGUCGUAUUGCUGGGAUGUAUACUAGCAAUGUUCUGGUACUUUAACGCACAAUUUAAGGAGUUUCAACAACUUUCUCAGGGUUCUCGGGAAAAUAGUAGUACCAAUGAUUAUUAUGGAAUGCGAUUAAACACACUCGUAGUUCCUGAGGAUAUAGGUGAGGGAGUAGUCAAAGUUGGCAAGAUAACUUUCGAUACUGGACAAGUUUUAGGCAAGGGGUGCGAGGGAACUUUUGUAUAUAGAGGUAGUUUCGAUGGACGCUCUGUAGCUGUAAAGCGUUUGUUACCAGAUUGCUUUACAUUUGCCGACCGGGAAGUAACACUGCUCAGAGAAUCGGAUGCGCAUGCAAAUGUUGUGCGAUACUUUUGCACUGAGCAAGAUAGGAUGUUCAGAUAUAUUGCAUUAGAAUUAGCUGAAGCGACUUUGCAAGAUUAUGUGGCGGGAAAGUACGAUAAACGAAAAAUAUCCGCGAAAAGCAUUCUGCGACAGGCUACAUCAGGAUUAGCCCAUCUCCAUCUUCUUGAUAUAGUGCACAGAGACAUCAAACCUCACAAUGUGUUAUUAUCAGUCCCAGGACCACGCGGAGAAGUAAGAGCUAUGAUAUCGGAUUUUGGUUUAUGUAAGAAACUUCAAUUGGGUCGCGUGUCCUUUUCGCGUAGAUCAGGUGUAACAGGAACCGAUGGUUGGAUUGCACCAGAAAUGUUAAAUGGGAACAGAACUACUUGCGCCGUAGAUAUCUUUUCUCUUGGCUGUGUGUUUUAUUAUGUUCUUUCUGAUGGAAAGCAUCCAUUUGGAGAUCCAUUACGGCGGCAAGCUAAUAUUCUUUGCGGAGAAAGUGAUUUAAUGGCACUUCAUGAUGGAAUUUCCCAGAAUGACAAAGAGUUGGCGUUAGUGCUUAUAAAAGCAAUGAUCGCAAGUAAUCCAUCGGAAAGACCACCUGUAAUGGCGGUCCAUGAUCAUCCAAUAUUUUGGGACCCUGCUACAAUUCUUGCAUUUUUUCAGGAUGUGAGCGAUCGAGUGGAAAAAGACCAGAUCGACAGUCCGGCCUUAAUUGCACUGGAAUCUAAUAGCAUGCGAGUGUUACAAGGAGAUUGGAGAUUAAUUAUUGACAUAGAAGUUGCAACUGAUCUACGAAAGUAUAGAAGUUAUCGUGGCGAAAGUGUUCGAGAUUUACUAAGGGCAUUACGAAACAAGAAACAUCACUAUAGAGAAUUGAGUCCGCAAGCCCAAGAAAGCCUUGGGUAUAUCCCCGACAAGUUUACCGAUUAUUGGCUCUCUAGAUUUCCCACUUUACUUUCGCACGUAUGGUGUGCUAUGCAAGGUUUCCGCGAAGAGCCAACAUUAAGGGGAUAUUACCACGCUGAUUACAUAUUCGCAAAUACUUGUGAAACAGAAUCUUUACAGAUACAAAAUACGCGACCGACAGAUUACAUGAUAACGUCAAGUCCCUGGAAAGUCCAAGAUAAUAUAGAUUGGAGUCCGAAUAGAGCAAGAUGUCGUGGUCAACGAAGAAAACACGAAAAGAAAAAACUAGAAAUACCAGUUGCUUGGACCUUACCUUCGAAUUAGAGAAUCAAUGAGUUGUGGUUUUAUGUUAUUUUAUCAACAUGAUGUAUAUAUGUACUUCAUUAGCGAAGAGAUGAACGUACCUUUUCAGAAAUGCGCUCAAGUAACGACACUGCAAUUAUCAGUAGAUUUUUUAAAAAAGGUCAACUAACUCACUAAGCGGUGCAAAAAAUUGAAAAUAUUUGUAAAUAAUGCGAUACUAGUAAAGAAUAUUUGUAAAAAAAGAGGAAAAUAAAAAAAGACAGAAAGAA
Messenger RNA from Bombus huntii, 3239 nucleotides. It is a transcript of the gene Ire1, whose product is annotated as serine/threonine-protein kinase/endoribonuclease IRE1. The transcript is spliced from 13 exons. The record is from RefSeq and is a predicted model, not a curated record. Gene Ontology annotation, cellular component: IRE1-TRAF2-ASK1 complex. The coding region runs from base 256 to 2991 and encodes 911 amino acids. Gene Ontology annotation, molecular function: ATP binding; RNA endonuclease activity; protein serine/threonine kinase activity. Lineage: Eukaryota; Metazoa; Arthropoda; Insecta; Hymenoptera; Apidae. Gene Ontology annotation, biological process: mRNA processing; intrinsic apoptotic signaling pathway in response to endoplasmic reticulum stress; protein phosphorylation.